Molecule: messenger RNA, 5186 nt
Organism: Cataglyphis hispanica
Lineage: Eukaryota; Metazoa; Arthropoda; Insecta; Hymenoptera; Formicidae
Exons: 6
Coding region: 283-1263 (326 amino acids)
Source: RefSeq, a predicted model, not a curated record
UGAGCAUGUUUAUAAGAUCGAUUUUGAAAUUCGCGGUUUUGCAGAAACGCCGAAGGUGAGGAAAGUAUUAAUCAAAAAGCGAUCUUGAAUCAUCUUCGGAUCAAUUGUUCGUAACGUAAUCACACGGCGUGUUGUGUCAACAUAAAAUUUGCCUCGUAUUUACGCCGCAAUUGAAGCAACUUGUCGAUCAAAAGGUUAUGUUGCACUGUGAUUUCGCCAAGAUUGCUUCCUCUUAGCGUCAGAACUAUCGAGCGACUUUUCUUAGAGAGUUCUCACUUGCUCAUGGGAUUUAUCGAUGAUGAAUUGCAAGAAGUAUCUCAACUCUGUCACAAUGUUAUUGAUGGAAGUCGCCUCGUCUCUUGCGUGCGGAGCAUGGUCCGCGUCGAAAUAACGAAAACAUCGUUCAAGCAACUCGUCGUGUGCAUCCAGUUCCGAGAAGAUUAUCCCGCGUCAUCGCUGUUUCUCGAAUUAAAAAGUAAAACUCUAUCUACAAAGUUGCUUGAUAGACUAACAGAAGUCUGCGAAAAGGAGUGCAAGUGUUUGUUGAACAAAGCACAGGUGUUGCCAAUUUUGAAGUUUAUCAGAAAUUUUAUUGAGGAGAAUUCGCUUAUCUGUUGUUACGACGAAAUAUCAACAUUAAAAAAACUUCUGGGGGUAAAAGACGAAUUAAAAUUGAAGCAGAAGAAUUCUUAUAUUUGUUUAACAUUAUACCAAGAUUUAUAUUAUUUUAAGACUAAGCUUGACAUUCCGGAUAAUUAUCCUAUCAAUUGUGUGACGUUUAGUGAUGUUGAUACAAAUUUUCCACCAUUGUUUAAGCGUUAUCUAGUUGGACAAGGAAGAGAAUUAGCAAGACGAUGUGUCGAGCCACCAUUGAAGAAACAAGCCCAACAGAAACCAUUCACUUCAAAACCGUCAUUAAACACAGUUGCUUCUUUUCUCAUAAAAACUGUAAAAGCUUUUCCACAAGAGCCUUGCCAACAUUGCAAAGUAAUAUGCUUGCCAGCAAACCCAGAGGAGAUUGUAACCGACGAAAAUGCGGAUUUCCACGCCGAAAGACUUUACUGUGGUCAUCUCUUCCAUUUAAAAUGUCUCGUGACAUACAUGAAGACUCCGCCAUUCCAUGGGGGUAAGAAAUGUCCAAGUUGCGGCCAACGUGUGUAUCAUGACAAAUGGGGAUUAAGUGACAAGCUCGCAGAGGCUCGCUGGGCUCAUCAACAGGCACGAGUAAGAGAGUUAGCAGAAGUUGAAGAUUUUUUCAGCUAAGCAAACCCUGUAUUAAGCAGACACUUGUGCUGUGAGUUUCAUGAUAUUUUACUAAAUGCGCGAUAUGAUAAAUGAAAACAUAUAAAAUGUGGCAACUGACAUUUUGAAGAAAAAUAAAAUGCUUGACAAGAAUGAAAGUAUAAAAGAGAAAAAAAUUCCAUCUCUAAAAAGAAAAAUUGUCGUUAUGAUUUUACUAUUGUUAGAAAUUGUACUAUUCUAGAAUAUUGUCACAUUUAUUAAAACAAAAAGUAAAUAAUGUUGGAAAAAAUAUUUUUUUUUAAAUACAAAACAUUAAAAUACGAUAUUAAAAUAUACGGUAUUAAAAUAUACUUACAUCUAUUUUCAAAUAGAAAAAUGUCAGUUACCAAUUUUAGUUUUACAUCAAGAAAGUGAGAAUGAAAGAAAGUAUCAAUGUGAAUAGCAAAUGGGCAUUAAUUACAAUGGGCUUAAAAUAGUUGAUAAGAAUACUUUUUAUGCUAAAUAUAUCAACAUAACAUUAUUUUUAUAUCUUUAAGUUACUUUAUGUAAAAAUAAUAUUCAUACAUAUACACACAUUAUGUUUGCAAUUUUUUUUUUUUUAUUAUUUUGUUUAGUAGCUAUAACUCAGGAUUCUUUGUCAGUCAUAGUUUAUAACUUGGAUUUAUAAUUUGAAUGUUUCAUCUCGAAGAUUUUUACUAUAGAGUUGAUAUACUUUUUUUUUUAAAAAAAAAACGUAGUUUUAAGUGCAAUUGAAAAUGAUUUUAAUAAGAAAAAUACAGCUAAAAGAUGACAGAUGAAUUAGGAAAAAGAGAUUACCAGUAUACAACUUUUAUUAAAAACUUUCUUUUAUUUAAUCGCAAGUAAAAAUUAUAACUUGACACGAAGUUUUUUUGGGGGAAAUUUAUCUUGUUACAUUAUCAUAUAUAAAAAAAGAAAAUCUCUUUAAAUAAAAAAAACUUAUCUAUAUCUUACAACAAUGCACAAACAAGUAAUCGCAAGUAAGUUCAUCAUAAAACUAACUGUAAUAAAAAAAUAUAUAUAGAAAUAAAUUUUAUAAAUUUGAAAGAAAGAGGCUGUGCGUGCGUCGAUUUCCGAUGCGUAUCUUAUAAACGUAACGCAUACUUUUUGUCCUCAUGACGAUCGAUCUUUUGUAUCAUGUAUAGGAGGCAAGCCAGCUUUUUGGUGAUGCGUGCAUACGAUUAUAUAAUAUAUAUAAUUUGCAGAAAUUAUCCCACAGAGCAGAAUGUGAUGGUCAGUAUGGGCGCAGUCUCGCAUGUAUGCACAAAUAGUUGUGACCGUGUUCGUGACGUAUUGAUCCUCGGUACUGGCUAUAGUGACAUUGUCUCCGUCUCCCUUUCUCUCCUCUCAGACUGGCCUCUUGUGCGGGCACAUUUUCGUUUGUUCUGCCGCGUUUACUUUGCUACCCCUACUUUGCGGCUAAUGUUCUUUACGCGUGUGUUCAUCGUGGUGCAAUAUCUUUGGGCGCAUAUGGUAUAUUAGAGCGAACGAAAAUGACAAAGAGAAGAGGGGAUAUACGGGGGUUCAGAUUGAUAAAAUACUGAGAAAAGGUUCGUGAGAGUGUUUUUCUUCGGAUUUUUUAAUAAAUUUCAGAUAUUUGGUAAGGUAUCUCUAGAAACAAGAGACGUAUUUUUAUAUGUGUGCCUUAACAGGCAUGGAGGAAGGAUUUAAAAUUUAAAAUAAUUUCUCGUAAUUGAUGCGAUAUAUUUUAAUCUAACUGUAUUGCCACAAUUAUAGGAUUUAUGAGAACUGAUUCAAACAAAAAUGCAUAUUAUUAGAAAUAUUUUAUAAUUACAAUAUUUAGUAGAAAAUCCAUAUUUUUUUCAAAAAUUAAAAUCUUUGCUAAAUUCAUAGUUGAGAGAAUAAUUAAAUAUAUAAUUGCAUCGAAUUAUUGAUUAUCCGCAGAGACAUAGAAAAACGAGUAUAAUUUAAUCGUUUCUUUUCUAAUUAAAUUUGCAUAAUAAUUUUUAGCUAAUUAGUAUUCUUAUAUUUAAAAUCAUGUUACAAAUAUUUGUUUUAAUUUUUUUAAUAUGAUCACUUGAAUUAAUCAUUUAUUGCUCAUCGAAUUGAAUUAAUCACAUUCCGAAGAAUAUCUUAAAUUUAUUAAUUUAUAAUUUAUACAUGUAAAUUUUUCUCUUGGAAGAAUUUCUUCGCAUCAUUAUUAUUACUUAAAGCUACAAUUUAUUUAUUACGCAUCCCAAUAUUUUUUCUAUUAAUCACAAUAAUAUGGAUAAUGAAGAGGAAAUAUUCUUAUUAAAACAAUCAUUACCUUCAUCUUUUACAUAAAAAGCGUUAUAUAAAAAAAUAACUUUUGGAAUUAUAGACGGAAAAAAAAUGAUAAAUAAAAUAGUCUGUUUUUCUCGAUAUUUGCAACAGUAAUAAAUGGAACUCGCGUGAAUAUAUCGGUUCCCAAGGGCGAUCGACUAAAUUUUUCUCCCGCCGCGUGUUCGCAUUUAGUUCCGGGAGACAGCCAGGCAGACUAAUUCCCAGUUAUCGAUUCCACGCAUACGUGGAAACGUAUGCUCGCGUCGUACUCAUGUAGGGCGGACUCUCACGGACAGUUCCUUACACCUGACCUGAUCGAAACGCGAAUCAUGACGAUGAGUUAAAUCUGUCUCUUCGUGGUCUCGCAUAAUACGACCAGCAGAAAAACCGUUUCCGCGAUUGUGAGAGAGAAGAGCGGCAUAUAUAAAACGACAUUGACGUUGUUUGCAUUGUUGAAAAGAUUUCUGGGUCGAUGGGUACACAUCGCGAAGAGAAACGUGACUGAAAAUUUCACGUGUCACGUGCAAUUUCGUUAUUGCAGCGGCAUUAUUAGUUCACGUUUGUGCUCGCAUUAGGGUCGAUUCCGGUCAUAUAUCUAUAUCUAUGUGUUUGAAUGUUCACCGGCUACGGGUUUGCGAGCGAUUGCGAGGGGUUUCCUCGGUAUAUGCACCUGGAGUCGUUCACACCGAUUUAUCUCGCGCUAAGAAUAGCCCGAUAUUUCUUUUCCAUACACAAUUAUACAGAGAUAUAUUAAUAUGACAUUAUUUAAUGUCUAUAGAGAAUAAUUAAUAUAUUAAUAGCAUCGCAUUGUUGUCAUGUAUAAAAGCAUAAAUGCAUUAAAAUCAUGAAAUACUCGGGAGCAAUUUUAGAAUAUCAAUUAUCGAUUUAGUCAAUUAGUUUGCAAUGCUAUUCAUCAGAAAAUAUUGUGACUGAAUACGAUCGUCUAUCGAUUUAACGAGUAUUUUAAGCGACAGCAACGAGCGUAGUUAACGUAAUCGAAUAGUUGCGUAAUCAAUCCAGAGCUUAUGUAGGUAAUGCAUAAAUCCCGCAAAUCGUCUUUAUCAAGCAAGAGUAAUGCGUCUUCCGGUUCCUGGUGUGCGAAGCAAAUCGGCGUAUUAUACACACGAUAUCUCUAAUAAUUGCACAGCUUCGCCGUAACGCUUUGCGGAUCGAUAGCCGGGAAAUGGCCGGAAGCCAAGUCCGGCGAUGUCGUUUCAAGUUUUACCAUUGUUACAUUGCGUAGGAGAGGGAGUGCUAACCCCUUUCGCGAGUGUCCCACUUAUGUAUCGGUAACCCCCGACGCACAAAUCUCCUCCGCCCGUCCUCCGACUGUCUCUAAGAGGACUGCUUCCAUCGGAAUGCUUUUCAUCCUCCGGAUUAAAAUGCGGUUCACUUUAAAAAUGAUGCCGAAAUUUGUGAACUCAUUCAUAAUUAAUCGCAGCAGAUAUUAAAUUGUUCACGGAUAUUCUGUAUUCGCACAUUCUUCUUCGCGAGGAUGUUGCAACGAGAUGUCCGAGCGAAUCUCGUCAACCGCUUCAUUUUCUCUGAUAGUUUUGAAAGAAAGUUAAUUCGAACUAAUUAUCAAUACGAAGAUGUAACUGGAUUUUAUCGAGACGUUUCAGAUUCUUCAGUUCCAAAUAAAUGACCUAUUUAUAAAUGGA